This is a messenger RNA of Symsagittifera roscoffensis, 1227 nucleotides long. Its product is annotated as cilia- and flagella-associated protein 144-like. Gene Ontology annotation, cellular component: ciliary base. The transcript is spliced from 5 exons. Bases 26 to 445 code for a protein of 139 amino acids. The record is from RefSeq and is a predicted model, not a curated record. NCBI's taxonomy places the organism in Eukaryota, Metazoa, Xenacoelomorpha, Acoela, Convolutidae.
AAACUUAUUAAAUAGAUAAAACGCAAUGGCCGAGCAAAACAAGGAGAAGCCAGAAGAAAAUGCUGUGCACAAAAAUGCAAUUCUAGUCGAAAGCAUAAAAAAGGAGAUGGGAGUGUAUAAACCCUACGAAACCUUCUCUAUUAAUCCGUACAGUAAACUGCAUGUGCUUGCUGGCAAGCCGAACUCAAAGUACGACCAACUCGAUCCUUCCGCAGCUAACUUCGAAUUCUUCGAUCAGAUCAAGCGAGCCAAUCAGGAGCCUACUAAGAAAUACGACGAGGCUCAGACUGUUAACCAGGAGUACGGCUGGAUCAACGACCCACUGGUAAAACUGGAGAAGGAAGACAAGCGACUCUACUUCGGAAGAGUGAACUCAGAGAUCACCAAGUACAUGGAAGUGUACUUCAUGCAGAAAGAACAGGAGACCAUGCACGACAAACACUGACACAAAAAGUAACAUCUCACAACAGAUAGAAUGGAACAGCGCAUGAACCGAACUCAGUGAAUUCUAAAUCUCACUGCUGUUUACUGAUUGCAUAUUUGUAUAUUAAUUAUGUCCGGUGAGGUGUGAACAACUAACACCCUCAACGUGUGAAUAAGUUUGUUUCAUCCACUAUAUGCUAUUGCGUGACCGGCAAAUAAGACGACUGUAGUAAAGACGCCAACUGUUUUUGAUGGGACUUUAAGACGACGCUACACGCAAUUCUCCACCUUGUAUUUCAGAAAUUUGAACCGCUUAAAUUCGUACUGCUCAUUUUUCAUGUAAUAAGGCUUAUUUGCCGUCUUAAUGUAUUGUCGUCUUAAUGUCUUCUCAUCUUAUUUACCGAGCUUCUUGCUAGUGAAGGGGGAAAUCGUGCAUGCCCGAAGGACCAAAUGUUUAAAAAUUAUGGAAAUUAGAGUGAAAAUCAGUCUGCUUCAAGGAAAUUUAUGGUCUUCGGCCAUGAGAUUAGCCACUUAAUAAGUCAAUUGAUUGUAUGUUGAGCUACAAUUUUACCACCGCGUCUAUAAACAGUAUCUUUUAAUCGCAAAUCGAUUUUCAAAAGGCUGCAAAUUGAGAUACUGUAGCUCACUGAUGCCCAAAUUGGCUCUGCUCUAAAAUCCAUCUUGCAACGAGUUUUUUUGUAGCCGUGAGAUCAUUUUUGACGUGUUGCACUCUUCUAAUAAAAUAUUUACUUGAUCAUCGUUGAAAAUAUUGUAAAUACUUGUAAAAAUUGUAUUGAAAACCUG